GAUGUUGGUCGGAUGUGGGGACGACGUGCAGAUCAGGGCGACUACACACACCCCGCGUGGCGUAGCCGUUCAACUUGGGUGCCGUAAUUUAGAAGGUUGCGUUGCAGGAAAACAGCUAAGUUGGCUUAUAAAGACGCUAGGGGCGCCACCCCUCAUGCCUAAAAGCAUGAUGAUGUCGGCAGCACUGCGGGGUCCAGCAUCCGACACAUCAUGGCAGUCGAACAGCAGAUUGAAUACGCCAUUGUCGGCGGCGGCAUCUCCGGCCUCACGCUGGCCAUUGCGCUCCUCGAGCGUGGGCUGUCUGUCCACAUUUACGAACAAGCGAAGGAAUUUGGAGAGAUUGGAGCAGGUGUAUCGUUUACGCCCAACUCUGUCCAAGCUAUGAAGCUGUGCCAUCCGGGCAUAUACGACGCCUUUGAGAAGGUCUGCACUCGAAAUCUAUGGCCGUCGAAGCAAGGCGUGUGGUUUGACUUCUACGACGGCUUGGAUACGGACAAGAACGCAUCGUCGGUCUUCUCGAUCCGUAACGACCUGGGACAAAAUGCUGUGCACAGGGCCAACUUCUUGGACGAACUUGUCAAGCUUAUGCCUGAGGGUAAAGCGUCCUUUGGCAAGCGAUUAGACGACAUUAUACAAAACGAAGACGGACGAUAUACUCUUAAAUUCCUUGACGGAAGCUCAGCUAUUGCUGAUGCCGUUCUUGGUUGCGACGGUAUCAAGUCUAAGGCGAGAGAAAUCAUGUUUGGUAGCGACCACCCCUGUGUCGUGCCAUCGUAUACAUUCAAGAAUGCAUACAGAGCUAUGCUUCCCAUGGAGACAGCUAUUGCGGCGAUUGGGAAAGAAAAGGCAGAAAACGCGUGCAUGCAUCUUGGACGCGGCGCUCAUCUCCUCACAUUUCCAGUUCGACACGGGCAGAUGAUGAAUGUAGUCGGCUUCUGUGGAACAGACCAGCCUUGGAAAGACAUGCGCAAAUUGACGGCACCAGCAACAAGAGAAGACGCUUUACGAGACUUUGCUGGCUUUGGUCCGGUAGUGACUAGCCUGCUCCAGUUAGCAGAACCAACACUGGAGAUAGUAAGUUGCUUUCUGUUGUGUAUUGCAUGCAAUAGUCGACAACAGCAGACCGCUCUAACACAAUCUAGUGGGGUAUCUUUGAUCUGGGCGUCAACCCGCCUCCAUCGUAUGUGAAGGACAGAAUAUGCUUAGUAGGCGAUGCUGCUCACGCAACCACUCCGCAUCACGGCGCAGGAGCCGGUAUGUGCAUAGAGGAUGCCGCCGUACUCUGCGCUCUUCUUGCAGACGAGCGAGCACAGACGCGUUCUGGAGCCCAAGCGGCUAUUGCAACUUUUGAAGCCGUUCGAAAAGAGCGCGGUGAUUGGCUAGUACAAAGCAGUCGUUUCAACGCCAACGUUUACCAACGUCAGGCGCCUGGUAUCGGCGACGACUUUGCCAAGAUCGAGGCGGAGCUCAACCGUAAGAAUGGCAUGGUUGCCAAUGUGAAUGUCGAGGAAAUGUGCAGAGAGGCAAUAAAGGAGUUUUCCAAGCGCUUAUAGUGCUGGUAUGGCGUUUGUGCAGCAUAAGCUCUAACAAGAAAGAUGGAAGACGGAAUUCCUACCUUACAUCAUCCGUAGUAUAGUGCAGCCUAAGACACCAACCAAACUGAGCCUUUGAGACGGCUGAAAGAGCUCUUACCGCCAGAAGCAUGUACUUACUUUUGUGCACAGUGAACAGUGAAAAUACUUUUGUCGGUCUGGCUGCCAGGUGGCAGAUACGCUCUUAUCAACCCAUGGCGGCACGUGCCGUGGAUGAGCGCAAGAUAGCACGGCCAGGUGACCGCCAGUUGGGAACUAGGGCAAAACUUCAAAGCCAGUACAGGCAGUUCGGUACAGGGAAGUCGUAAGAAUUUACAGGAAGAUUAC
Molecule: messenger RNA, 1919 nt
Organism: [Torrubiella] hemipterigena
Lineage: Eukaryota; Fungi; Ascomycota; Sordariomycetes; Hypocreales; Clavicipitaceae
Source: the annotation of a GenBank genome assembly